AUGCCUCCUGAGUUCCCCAGGUCCGAAGCAGCUGCAAAAGACGCAAGUAUCCUCAUGGUGAAUGGAACUUUGGGAGAAUCAGUUACUUUCCCUAUAAAUAUUCAAGAAGCACAGCAAGUUAUCAGUAUUGCUUGGAUUUCCAAAUCAUCUGUUGCUGUUGUACAACCUGGAGACUUGGGAAAAGCACCUAAGGUUACUGUUACCAACAAAAAUUAUUUUGAGAGAUUACAUGUCUCAGGUAAAAACUAUGACUUGGUGAUGAGCAAUCUGAAGAUGGAAGAUUCUGGUUUCUACCAAGCAGACAUAAAUAUACAAUCCAGUAACAUCACCAUCACCAAGAAGUACAACUUUCAAGUCUACCGUUCUCUUAAGAAGCCAAAAAUUACACAGAAUUUAACAACAAAUAUGAAUGGCUCCUGUAAUAUAACUCUCACUUGCUCCAUGGAGAAGGAAGGAAAGGAUGUGACAUACAGAUGGAGUCCAAUGGGAGUAGAAGGCAAUACCCUUAAAGUCUUCCUGAUCCCUGAGGACCAAAAGUUGACUUACACAUGUACAGCCUGGAACCCUGUUAGCAAUAACUCUGACUCCAUCUCCAUUCAGCAUCUCUGUGCAGGAACUGCAAUGAGCUUCCGAACUCGCUGCACUGGGUUGCUGAGUGUGUUAGCUCUCGUCAUUUUCCUCAUUCUCAUUCUAUCUGUAGUGUGUUUGUUCAAUUUAUACAAGAAAAGACAAGGUAGGAUUUUACCAGAAGGCAAAAUAUGGCAACACUCCUUCGUUCCUCCUGGGAACGAAGUAAUGCAUGUAUCCAAGGUGAUGUAG
Messenger RNA from Elephantulus edwardii (Cape elephant shrew), 819 nucleotides. RefSeq names its product SLAM family member 5-like. Bases 1 to 819 code for a protein of 272 amino acids. The transcript has 4 exons. Lineage: Eukaryota; Metazoa; Chordata; Mammalia; Macroscelidea; Macroscelididae. Gene Ontology annotation, cellular component: external side of plasma membrane. The record is from RefSeq and is a predicted model, not a curated record. Gene Ontology annotation, biological process: T cell activation; positive regulation of monocyte chemotactic protein-1 production; negative regulation of interleukin-6 production.